This is a messenger RNA of Stegastes partitus (bicolor damselfish), 1804 nucleotides long. RefSeq names its product ankyrin repeat and MYND domain-containing protein 1-like. Gene Ontology annotation, molecular function: protein binding. NCBI's taxonomy places the organism in Eukaryota, Metazoa, Chordata, Actinopteri, Pomacentridae. The coding region runs from base 1052 to 1720 and encodes 222 amino acids. The record is from RefSeq and is a predicted model, not a curated record. The transcript has 7 exons.
ACAGUGAAAGGGAGGAAAGAACUGAGAACUGUUGUGAUCAAACAUGGGAAAAUGAACAAAUGGAAGUAAAAGGUAUGUUAAGAGAAUUUAAAAAUGGGGAAACAAAAGAGAAAGAUGUUAAGCUUGUUGAGAACAGAGAAACUCAGUCAAGACAAGAAAAUAUGGAGGAGCAAGAGGAGGCUGAGGAAGAUGUGGAGCCUUCCACUGAGGUGCUGGAUUGUCACAUCACACUGGGAAGUGUGAAGUGGAAAGAAACUCGAGCUACGGUAGGAGAAAGAGUUCAUACUGUAUAUAAUGCACCGAGAUCCCCUCCCGUAAGUGGUUUGAUAAGCUGGUACUUGUUUAAAUUUGAUUUUGUCUGUUUCUUUGUGUGUCUGCUGUAGAGCAAAGACAAAGAUGUGACCCCAAAACAGUCCCUUGACUCUGCUUGUUCGCUCAGCAGCUAUAACAUGAAUGAUGCAGAAGCACUGAGUCGUACAGGGUUUCCUCAGUGCUCCGACACACAGGGGACUGUACACAAAAUGGCUGCCAUGAAAAUUGAGUCAGUCCUGUUUCUCUGUUUUCUUAUUUAAUGUGUUCUAAUGAUACUGAUGUUAUAUUUCCCUCUGUGUAUAUGAACAUUUGAAGUGUUGCCUGUGUGAUCAGGCACCGUGUUCGUUUAGACACCGUGAAGCUGUUAUUGGAACGUGGAGCUGAUCCCAACACAGCCAGGGUCCCCUUGCUUGUCCUCUUUUUAGCCAUUAUGGCUGCUGACACCGAGGCUGUGAGGAGACUGCUGCUGUGUGGAGCUCACACUGAUAUUCUCCUCCCACCAGAGGUAGGAAUUUACAUUUUGACACGUUAAAUCAUAGAGAAAAGUAAUGACAUUUAUAUGAUAUCCCUGUAUAGCUCAUCCUUUCUGUAGAAGAAAGGUCUUUAUCCCCUACAUGUAGCUGCAGCGCUGCCAGGUCCAGCAGGCCCCAGAACCACAGAGCUGCUGCUGCACACUGUCCCUGACCCAGACACACGGGCAUGUGACCAGGACGAGGUCUAUGAGCCAGACAGGAUUUCCAUGAAGACCGAGGAACCCCUGAGCUCCAGCAAGAGCCCACAUCUCAAAGAAGGAGGCCGAACUGCGUUGCACGUGGCCUGCCAAAGAGACAGUGACUAUGUGAAUGCCAGUAAAGUGGUAGCCCUCUUGGUCUCCCACAGCGCCUGUGGACACUCACCUCUCUCUCUGGCAAUAGCAAGUGGCAAUGAGCUGUUGGAGAUGUUAGCUAAGGCUGGUGCUGACAUCUUAAUGCCAGUCACGGUGGGCGAUGUCGUUGGAUCUGCAGGUGACUAUGCACACUGCUCCUUCAUCCAGGACUUGCGUAUUGCCAAAACUCCUUUCCACGUUCUGAGCAAGCGGGAGAGGGAAAUAUUCAAAGCACUGCUCAGCAAGAUGGGAGAUUUGCUGAGACAGACUGCUGGCCAGAGGGAGAGACAGAAUCUAGAGAGAGAACAACACCGUACAUUAAAUACAGGUACCAGGAGCUCAGAGAGGUUUGCACACACAGGAGGAGAGGCCAAGUCUUCUAACAGGCCCCUCCUCAGCCAUGGAGGCUUACAGGAAAAAGUAGAAAACCGCAGGAAACCAGAUGAAGGACACAAGGAAGAGUGUAUCCGGGUGUCAGGUGGGAAUCAGGCUGUCUCCUUCCAACAGUUACAACCCAGCAAACCAAAUCAACACCAGCCCUGAUAUAUUUCCCCACAAGCACCAAAGCUUCAACCAAAAGUACCACAAAACAAGCUUUUAAUAAAAUGAAAAUAUGUGACUUUGUCA